GGUAAAAAACUAAUCUCUUUUAGAGCUACACCUUUUACAAUAAUCCACAAACCGCCGGCGGGUACUCCCUCACGGAGGCGUCUUAUUGCUGCCUCAUCAAUUUGACAUAGCCGCGUUCUCCUCCUCCUUAGACGGACGGGGACUAUCCAACAGCAACUCUCGAUAUCUACUCCGCAUAUCGACGCCGGCGCCGUCCUCCUCCCACUGAUUCAUCUCCUUUGUUUGCAGCAUGAAGAUGCAAUCUAUUUUCUUGCCAAAAGCAUUCAUCGUAUCCUCAUUUGGUGGAUUUUCUGACCAUUUGUUGCAUCGAGAUUCUAGUAAAUUUGACGGAAUCUACACGUUUGAUGGUGCUAUAUUGAAGUUUUUUAGGAAUAAUUUCCUAAAUUUGGCCAGUAAAGCAGCGGUAGAUGAUAAUUGUAUUGUUAGCUCAAGGUGGCAUGGAUGUAUAGAUGAAGAGGAACUAUCGAGUGAGUCGUGCAACCGUUUGAUUUGUGACUAUUGUAAGGUAGGUAAUGUUGAUUCUGCUAUGUCACUUCUUGCUCAUAUGGAGUCUGUAGGUCUUCACGCCACUAUGGCAUCUUACACUUAUUUGAUUGAAGCUCUUGGAAACGUUGGUAGAACUUUGGAAGCCGAUAUCAUAUUUCAAGAAAUGAUUAGUUUUGGCUGUAAGCCAAGAACAAUUGUCUGCAAUGCACUACUAAGAGGGUUUUUGAGAAAAGGCCUUUUAGAUCUUGCGUCUGGGGUUCUUGUAUUAAUGAGUGAUUUAGAUAUUAAAAAAAAUCAAGAAACUUAUGAAAUUCUCUUGGAUUAUCAUGUCAAUGCUGGACGGUUGGAAGAUACUUGGUCUAUUAUUAAUGAGAUGAAACGAAAAGGUUUUGAGUUGAACUCAUUUGUGUAUAGUAAGGUUAUUGUUAUAUAUCAAAACAAUGGCAUGUGGAAGAAAGCAGUGGGAAUUGUUGAUGAAAUAAGAAAAUCAGGGAUUUCUAUGGACAAACACAUUUACAACAGCAUCAUAGAUACAUUUGGGAAAUAUGGCCAAUUGUCUGAGGCCUUAGAAGUGUUCAAAAGAAUGCAACAAGAUGAUGUAGUGCCUGAUAUAACAACUUGGAAUUCAUUGAUACAAUGGAACUGUAAAGCUGGGAACCUUGCUACUGCCCUUGAGUUAUUCACUGACAUGCAAGAACAGGGGAUGCAUCCAGAUCCUAAGAUCUUCAUUACUCUAAUAAGCUUCUUGAGUGAGCAGGGAAAGUGGGAUGUGAUAAAGCAGAAUCUUGAUAGUAUGAAGCUCAGAGGGCAUAAGAAUAGUGUCCUAGUUUAUGAAAUUUUAGUAGAUAUUUAUGGGCAGUAUGGUCAAUUUCAGGAUGGUGAGAAGUGUAUAUCUGCUCUGAAGUCUGCAGGGCUUCUACCAUCUUCUAGCAAUUUUUGCAUUAUAGCAAAUGCUUUUGCUCAACAGGGGUUGUGUGAGGAGACAGUAAAAGUGCUUCAGCUCAUGGAAGCAGAAGGAAUUGAACCAAAUCUUGUAAUGCUGAAUGUACUGAUCAAUGCUUUUGCUGUUGCUGGUAGGCAUUCGGAGGCGUUAGCCAUUUAUCAUCAUAUAAUUGAAGUCGGUAUCAGUCCUGAUGUUAUAACCUACACCACCCUUAUGAAGGCAUUUAUUCGUGCAAAGAAGUUCUCUAAGGUCCCUGAAAUAUAUAAAGAAAUGGAAAGUGCUGGUUGCACGCCAGAUAGGAAGGCCAGAGAGAUGUUAAAAUCCGUAACAGCUGUUCUUGAACAAAGGCAUUGUAAGCUUGAACCCUUUUGUACUUGUAUUCGUAUUUUCUCAGCCAGAGCAGUCCUUGCAUGAUUGUUGUAUAAUUCUUCACCCUCUAGGCAAUGGUAAAUUUAGAAUGUCAAGUCAUAAUUUGAAAAGUUCAUACCUGGAGAGUGGUGCAUUACGAGUCUGACAGAAAGAUCCUCGCAAAUAUUGCAUUGUCAGGCUACAAGUUUUAUGACAAGUAUACUGCUACCUAUUCCAUAAUCUGUGACUUAGAUAAUAUAUGUCAUUUGUCAAGUCAAGUUAUGCCAACCUGUAAAGACAUCCGAAUAUUUUUCUUGUUGGCGAUUAUGAAGAAGGAUUAACGGAACAAAAGAAGAGGUAAAGGACGGCAUAUUCCAAAUGGUAAAUGCUCAUUGGAGCCCCGCAUCUAAAUAGAUCCCAAAAAGAUGAUCUUAGGGACUAGGAUCUUUUUGGGGUUGGCUUUCUAAUUGUAAAAAAAAAAAAUCACUUAAACAUACUUUUUAAGCAAUUAGUUGGUCAUUUCAAACAUGGCUAGAUCGGUGGUCUUACUACUGAAUUAAGUUUUGAUGCAGCUGAGUGAACGACCAAAGUGGAAGUAAAUCUUCCGGUGCCUUUAUUUUGCAAAUGAUGAAUACUGUAAUCUACUUUAGAUAUUACAAUAAGAACCAAUUGGACACCCAAGGAGAGCAUAAUAUAUGGCCUUCACUAGCCCCCUAGUAGUUUAUAUUAUAUGCCCUCUCCCAGCCUUCCGAUCAACUCGUGGUUUGGGAAUAAAACCAUUGGUUAAAAACAUUGUUUCUUAUACCUACGGUCACAUUUCUUUGUGUGUGUGGUUUAAUUAGAGAAGACAGCAACUGAUACUUGCUAGUGUGGAAUUCUUGAAUGUUUGGAUUUUUUCGUUGAAAAACAGACAGAUAAAAAGAAAUUAGCCGCCUUCUAAAAUAUUGAUUGAGGAAGUGGUACACACCAAGAAAGUAGAUCAUAAUGCCAGUUUAUGACGACAUCAAUGAUAGGCCAACCUUCAAUGGAUCCUGGGGAACUAAAGGAAUAAGGCAGUUUCUUGCAGUAAGUUUGAAGAUGAAACGAGGUUGAUUUUGCAUGUUGUAAAUAGUAAAGCAAUUCAUCCAAAAGCUAAUCCAAAUCAUAGGGCUCUGACACAGUCAAACUCGAACGAACAAAAUGUUGAAUUGAAUCUUACCUGUCUUUACUAGAGCACAACCACUUGAUGAAAUGGGGGAAGAAAGUGGGACAAAUGGCCAAGACGAAGACGAGUGUAAGGCUUCCUUAUUGGAUAAAUAGGUACUGUAAUUGAUAUUCUACGGUCGGUUUAGUCAUCAUUACGAUGUUGACCAUUACGGAUUAGUCACAAAUAUAAUACCAUAUAUUCUUUUAUUUUUCUUGA
This is a messenger RNA of Cucumis melo (muskmelon), 3179 nucleotides long. Its product is annotated as pentatricopeptide repeat-containing protein At5g42310, chloroplastic-like. NCBI's taxonomy places the organism in Eukaryota, Viridiplantae, Streptophyta, Magnoliopsida, Cucurbitales, Cucurbitaceae. The transcript is spliced from 7 exons. Gene Ontology annotation, molecular function: protein binding. The coding region runs from base 230 to 1843 and encodes 537 amino acids. The record is from RefSeq and is a predicted model, not a curated record.